Aureobasidium namibiae CBS 147.97 is the source of this 756-nucleotide messenger RNA. RefSeq lists its product as uncharacterized. The record is from RefSeq and is a predicted model, not a curated record. The coding region runs from base 1 to 756 and encodes 251 amino acids. The transcript has a single exon. Lineage: Eukaryota; Fungi; Ascomycota; Dothideomycetes; Dothideales; Saccotheciaceae.
AUGGCAGUCGCCGUACCUCUGUACAUCUGGCCAACCAUCAACGCCUGGCAACCCCUCUACAACGCCAUCUCGACAUCCCCAAACACCACCUUCAACAUCAUCAUCAACCCCGACUCAGGACCCUCAGACGGCGCCUCCCAGCCCGAAAUCAUCUCAGCAGUAACAUCCCUGCGCUCCUACUCCAACGUCCAACUCUUCGGCUACGUACACAUCGAAUACGGCAAACGCAAAGCCGCCACCGUACAAAAGGACAUCAAAACCUACUCGACCUGGAAAAAAACCACAAAGUCCGACAUCCAUCUCGAUGGCAUUUUCGUAGACGAAGCACCAUAUGAGCUCAAGCAGCUAGGCUACAUGAAAGACCUGCACACCUACAUCCACAAAACCAUGCCAAAAUCACACCAAAAAGUCUGGACGAACCCGGGUAUCCCCAUCGACGCAAAAUUCUACGAUUACGCCGAUUUUGUAAACGCAUACGAAAACUCGUAUGCUGAUUGGGCUGCCGGUGGCAACAAGAAGAUUCCUGGAUGCUUGAGGCAAAAGAGUACGGUGAUUAUUCAUGAUUUCCCGAAAAAUGCGAAUGGCAAGUUGAAUGCGGAUACCAAGAACAUCAUUGCGGCGGGGUAUAAUGGAACGUACAUCACGACUAGCAGUGGGUAUGAGGACUUUUCGGCUAGUUGGGGGCAGUAUGUAAAGGAUGUUGCGAACUUGACGAAGACUACAAAAGUCAAGACUUUGCCGGCUUGUAAGAAGUAG